AUGAGCUCGAAGAAACCGGUUUUGAAAGAGGUACCUGAUGUUGUGGUCAAUCCGGAUACGGGCGUUACUUAUAAAAAGGGAAGAUUCUUGGGCAAAGGUGGUUUUGCUCGGUGCUAUGAACUUACUGACAUAAUGAACCAGAAGUUAUAUGCUGGCAAAGUAGUUUCAAAAUUACUUCUAUUGAAAAAUCAUCAGCGCGAUAAGAUGGCUCAAGAGAUCCGAAUCCAUAGAAAUUUACAACACAAGCAUAUUGUGAGAAUGGAUGGUUUCUUCGAAGAUCCUGAUAACGUCUACAUUUUGUUAGAACUGUGCCCUCGUAGAUCUUUGAUGGAAUUGCACAAGCGUCGCAAAUACAUAACUGAACCGGAAUCACGUUAUUUCACUAAGCAGAUUGUUGAGGCCUGCGAGUAUCUUCAUGAGAAUAAAAUCAUUCAUCGAGAUUUAAAAUUGGGAAACUUAUUUUUAAAUGAAGAAAUGGAGAUCAAAGUUGGUGAUUUUGGCUUAGCGACAGUAGUAGAGGUAGACGGCCAAAGGAAGAAGACUUUGUGUGGCACACCUAAUUACAUUGCACCUGAAAUGCUCGACAAAAAAGGUCAUUCCUACGAAGUAGACAUUUGGGCAAUUGGCUGUAUUUUGUAUACAUUAUUGGUGGGAAAACCGCCGUUUGAAACUUCUUCUCUUAAGGAUACAUACAACAGAAUAAAAAACAACAAUUAUUCAAUACCAGGUCGUAUUAGUGACGAAGCCGAGCAGCUCAUCCGGCGAUUGCUGCAAACUGAUCCUGAUAAACGUCCUACUAUUCAUGAAGUGUCAAAUUACGCAUUUUUCAAAGGUUAUACCCCGAGCAGGCUACCGACGUCGUGUCUUACAAUGGCUCCCAAAUUUGCGAAUACAGAAAUUCCGGAUAAGCGUUCCGCUCUGAACGAAUUGAGACAGGAAAAUAUUUUGAUUAGCCCGAAAGAAUGUGUGCGUAAGGAUCUAUUAGCAGUGCCGGUACGUCCAUUGACUUCUGUUCCCGAGUUGCAGGUUCUUUCAAAUGUGAAGCAUCGUGUAUGCGACUCGCGUACGGCAGGAAUAUCGUGUGGAGUUGGUGAUUAUCCAUCUGACUGUUAUUUGUCAGGUUUGUGUAGACAGCUAGCGGAAGUCGUCAAUAGUAAGCCAAAGGACAAUCCAGAUAUUCGAGAUGAUGAUCUAGAGGAUCCUGCUGCUAUGCCAGUCUUCUGGAUCUCAAAAUGGGUUGAUUAUUCCGACAAGUAUGGGUUGGGAUAUCAACUUUGUGAUAAUUCCAUUGGCGUUGUAUUUAAUGAUAACACGAAGAUGGUCUUGGAUGCGGCGGGAGAACAAGUGCAAUACCUGGGACGUGAAAAUGAUGAGCAUUAUUACACUGUAAAGCAUUACCCUGAAAAACUGCAAAAGAAGAUCACUCUGCUGCAAUAUUUCAAAAAUUACAUGACUGAGCAUUUGCAAAAAGCUGGUGCUGACAUGCCUAUACGUGAGGGUGAUGAAUUAGCUCGUUUACCUGUUCUCCGCAUUUGGUUCCGAACGCAGUCCGCUAUCGUGCUUCAUCUGACCAAUGGGACGUUACAGCUUAAUUUUUUCGAGGACCAUACGAAGCUCGUAAUUUGUCCGUUGAUGGGAGCUGCUACAUACAUCGACAGCGAGCGCAAUUUCCGUGUCCUCAAACUAUCUGCGCUUGCUAAAUACGGAUGCCCGAAAGCGCUUUUGGAUCGUUUGCGAUAUGCUAAAAUGAUGGUGGAAAGAUUGAUGCUUGCACAUUCUGCACGGCCAUUUUCAUCGACACUUACCUCAGCGGCACGUCCCGCUCCAAGUACUGCUGGUAAUUACUGAAAGAAGCA
Messenger RNA from Loa loa (African eye worm), 1856 nucleotides. RefSeq names its product PLK/PLK1 protein kinase. Gene Ontology annotation, molecular function: ATP binding; protein binding; protein serine/threonine kinase activity. Gene Ontology annotation, cellular component: nucleus; centrosome; cytoplasm. Bases 1 to 1848 code for a protein of 615 amino acids. Gene Ontology annotation, biological process: mitotic cell cycle; regulation of cytokinesis; protein phosphorylation. Lineage: Eukaryota; Metazoa; Nematoda; Chromadorea; Rhabditida; Onchocercidae. The transcript is spliced from 13 exons. The record is from RefSeq and is a predicted model, not a curated record.